This is a messenger RNA of Pichia membranifaciens NRRL Y-2026, 1362 nucleotides long. RefSeq lists its product as hypothetical. Gene Ontology annotation, biological process: mannan biosynthetic process. The record is from RefSeq and is a predicted model, not a curated record. Gene Ontology annotation, cellular component: Golgi apparatus. Gene Ontology annotation, molecular function: alpha-1,2-mannosyltransferase activity. The coding region runs from base 1 to 1362 and encodes 453 amino acids. NCBI's taxonomy places the organism in Eukaryota, Fungi, Ascomycota, Pichiomycetes, Pichiales, Pichiaceae. The transcript has a single exon.
AUGUUCGUGUUGCGGUCGCCGUUCCACAGCGACAUCUCGAAGUUCACGGCGCUCUAUUCGUCGACGCUGGCCCCCCGGUGCGCCAACUUCUCCGAGUACAACUUGGACGCCAAGUCGUACUGGCAGUACUACGGCUUCCAGCACCACAUGAAGUUGACUCCGAAGUCGCUAUCGACGAUCUUGAACGUCGACGACGCCCAGCAGAACGAGAUCACGCGGUUGCACACGAGUCUGCUCGGCGAGUACCUUACCCCCCGCUUCGGGCCGUUUGCGAACCUGCAGAAGGCUGCCACCCGGAGCAACACCAAGGACAACAAGGGAAUUGUGUACGUCUCCGGGAAGGGCUACUACUGGCUUACCAUCCUUUCCAUCAAGUACAUCAGAGACGUGCUGAAGGACAAGACGCCGGUCGAGAUUUUUGUCCCCUUCAGGGACAAGCACGACAACCACUGUAACAAAAUCUCCCUCGUGUAUCCGAACGUGAAGUGCUCCUUCUUCAGUGACUACCUCAGCUACGGCCAGCUGUACAAUCUAUCGGGGUACCAGUACAAGUCGUUGGCGAUGUUGUUGACUUCGUUCAACGAGAUCUUGUACCUCGACUCGGACAACAUACCCAUCAGCAGCGUCGCAGACAUGUUCAACAACCCAAACUACUUGAAGACAGGAUUCAUCUCCUGGGCAGACUUCUGGAAAAGAUCGACAAACUAUAACUUCUACUCGAUGGCCGGCCUCACGCGGUUCGCCGAUCCGAUCUCGUCUACUCCCUCCGUGGAAGCCGGACAAAUCCUCAUCAAUAAGGAACACCACAUUAGGACCUUACUACUUGCCUAUUACUACAAUUAUUACGGCCCACAGUAUUUUUACCCGUUGUUCUCCCAGGGUUUCCCCGGAGAGGGCGACAAGGAAACAUUCUUCCUCGCCAGUAGAGUCACAGGUGACAACUCGUAUCUGAUCACAGGGCAUAUUACCAAGAGCUUUGGUUACAAAGAUAAGCAAGGCGCAUAUGUGGGGCAAGGUAUACUCCAAACAGACCCUAGCAAUUUCUCCAAGUACUGGUUCUUGCAUAUAAACUAUCCAAAGCUUGACAUAGUGUCGAUGUUCAAGAAGGGCUUCUUCAAGGGUGACAAGCUAGAGAGAAAAUGGACAUUCAUCCGUAACGCCCAGGAAGAUGGUAAGAGUGUUCCCUUCCGGCAGACGCUGGGUCAGGACUUUGAGUACGACGUCUGGAAGAUCAUGACCUCGAUAUUGGAUACAGACUUUAAUGGGUUCAGACUCUUUGAGGAGAUCGGAAAUGAUGAGCUGUCCGACUUUGUGAAGGCCCAUCUCGUGAGACUUGAGCAUUCCAAGCUCGAAACACGGUGA